CCAGUUGCUUCUCGGCAUGGUGCCCAAGGUGUCCAAGGCGUCGUCAACCAUGGCCACGGAGCGCCGUGCAGCGCUGAUAAAGCUGCUAGUUCAGGGCGUGUUCUUGUUCACAGGCGUGUUCUCCACGUGCAUGGCGCAGUUUGUGUUCUACCAGGGCGCAGGCGACCAGAAGGCCAUGCUGCUACCUCUCUGCAACUAUCUGGGUAUGAUGCUGGUGGGGCUCCUACCCGCUGUGGGCGCUGCUGCCGCUCAAAAGACGGUGGGGAAGAGAAACGACACGCAGGAGGAGAAACUGGAGGAGCCGACAAGUCCAAGGGAGCAGCAGACGCCAGCCAGAAUGUCCCCAGAGGAUGACGUGGAGCAGCCAGAGCUCACACCCUCACAGACCGACACAUUGACGCCCACCAAGCGUCGCUCAGUUGACCUGGAAAUUGUCGACAUGGAGCUGACUCGACGUGCCGCUGUAGCCGAAGACGACAACCAGAUAGAAGAGGACGAAGACGUUGGUAGUGACGACGAGACGAAACCAGCGCUGGGCUUUCGCGUGACGCCGUCGUCCGUUUCCUUCUCGUUAUCCACUGUACAGCUCUGCAUCAUCGUAUCUGUAGUACUGGACUUUGCAGGUUGUAUCUUCUCCAACGUGGGCUUGUCCAUGGCCGGCAGCGGACUGUACCAGGUCGUGUACUCGAGCGUCAUCUGCUGGUCGGCGCUCAUGUCCCGCUUUAUCCUUAAGAAACUCGUGUCGAAGGAAGAAUGGUUUGGUAUCGCUCUAGUGACGUUCGGACUGGCGUUUAGCGCUUUGGGAGAGUCAGGGAGCGGACGUGAUAACACCAUCGUGCUCAUGGGCUGCUUUAAUACGCUGAUUGGAGCGGCAUUUUACGGCGGUAACUACGUGACGGGAGAGUACACUCUCAAUCUGGCUGAGCGGCCGCAUCCGAAGGAAUUGUGUCUGAAGAUUGGCGCAGCUUGCGUCGCUAUCAUCGCCAUUUACCAGAGUGUCUUCGUGCUACCCGAAUGGGACGCACUCGUGACGAGGCCUAUAGCUGAAGCCAACGGCAAUACGACGUACAUUGUGUCUGCUCUAGUGGCGUAUACUCUGUCUCAGUUGGCUCACGGACUCACGUACUUUGUGAUGCUGGGCUCCAGCGGUGCUGUUACUACGGGCAUCAUGCAGAGCUUACGCGCCGUGUGCGUCUUCGUGAUCAGCUCGAUGCUGUAUUGCAGUCAGCAGGAGUCGCAGUGCUUCGACACCAAACGCGGUGUCGCCACGCUUAUUGUCGUGAGCGGCGUCAUGUUUUACUCGUGGGCCAAGAGCCAACAGGGCAAGGCCAGCGUGUUAGCUCCGCCGUCGUCUUUGCGACGACCAAAGAAAGACCCAAAGACCAAGAUGGUCGCAGGAAAGAACUACGUCGUCUAGGAGGACAAGGCUCUAUCUUAUACGAAGUACUGUAGUAUUCAUUAAUUCACAACUUUGUAGUAGUGUUACAGUAA
Messenger RNA from Phytophthora infestans T30-4, 1491 nucleotides. RefSeq lists its product as uncharacterized. The transcript has a single exon. The record is from RefSeq and is a predicted model, not a curated record. Lineage: Eukaryota; Oomycota; Peronosporomycetes; Peronosporales; Peronosporaceae. Gene Ontology annotation, cellular component: membrane. The coding region runs from base 17 to 1417 and encodes 466 amino acids.